Molecule: messenger RNA, 504 nt
Organism: Caenorhabditis bovis
Lineage: Eukaryota; Metazoa; Nematoda; Chromadorea; Rhabditida; Rhabditidae
Source: the annotation of a GenBank genome assembly
AUGAAGUACAUCGCCUUCUUCACUCUAGUAGCUGUAUUACUCAUUGCCAUCAAGUUUCAAGAAUGCCAUGGGCAAUCCAUUGAACCGCCAUAUGGAUUUCGCUUCAAUUUCAUGCUGGUGUGCCCGUAUAAGAAUUCAUUCGACUACAAAAUCAAUUUGUGGGAAAUGGAUCUCUGGUCUUCCGAUGAUUACUUGGGAGAAAUUGCUGGUUCUUCGAACACUUCACGGAAGCACAUUGUAAAAACCAUGAGAAUUCCCAGUGAUGAAUUUUUAUCAUUUACAUACAUGUUUCGAUAUUCAGUUGAGCAUAAUUGCGAUAGGAAUAAUGCGACGAAAAAAUACCAUAGCGUUAUUGAUGAAAUUUGCAUUUACCAGGGUAGAUGCACAUACAACAUCGAGGUCGACUUUACUCUCAGACCGGAUCCUACUAAGCCUCCAUUGUUUCCACGCAGCAAAUUCUUCAAGAAUCCUUACCCAUAUGUACCACUACGAGCAUUUGAUUAA